Molecule: messenger RNA, 1323 nt
Organism: Vitis riparia (riverbank grape)
Lineage: Eukaryota; Viridiplantae; Streptophyta; Magnoliopsida; Vitales; Vitaceae
Product: deSI-like protein At4g17486
Exons: 3
Coding region: 239-928 (229 amino acids)
Biological process (GO): protein deubiquitination
Molecular function (GO): deubiquitinase activity
Source: RefSeq, a predicted model, not a curated record
UUUUAUAAAGCCGGCAGCUGCCCCAAAAGCAAAGCCGCUGCGGCAGCCCUGCCGCCGGUGGAACCCAUGAAAACAGAGCCACAGCUCCAAAUUUCCGAAACCCAAAAGAAAAUGGAAAAGAGAAGUAUUUAUAUAUAGAUAUAUAUAUAUAUAUUCGACGAGGCCAUUGUAAUGGAGUUGGCUCUGUGAAGUGUGAAUUGCUUCUUCUUCUCCUUCUCCUUCUUCUUCUUUAAUUAAAAUGUUGUGCAGAAAGAGCUCCACCAAGAAAUGCAGAGGAUCCGUACCGGUGUACCUCAAUGUGUACGACCUCACCCCCAUCAAUGGCUACGCCUACUGGCUAGGCCUCGGGGUCUACCAUUCCGGCGUUCAAGUUCACGGCGUUGAGUACGCGUUCGGGGCCCACGAGUAUCCAACGACUGGGAUAUUCGAAGGAGAGCCGAAACAGUGCGAGGGAUUCAGCUUCAGGAAGGCGAUUUUGAUCGGAUGGACGGAUGUGGGUCCGGAGGAAGUGAGAGGAAUAAUGGGAGACUUCGCCGAAGAGUACAAAGGAAACGCAUACAACCUCAUCACUAAAAAUUGCAACCAUUUCUGCAACGAUGCAUGCAUCAGAUUGACUGGCAAUCCAAUUCCCAGUUGGGUAAAUCGUCUUGCUAGAAUUGGUUUUUUCUGCAAUUGUGUUCUACCUAUGAGCAUAAAUUCGACUAGAAUCAGCAUCAGGCCUAAUGGAAGAGAAGAAAAGGCUGAUGAAGUAGAGAAGAAGAAAUUGAGAAGCCCCUCAAAUAGAUUCACAUCUUCUUCCAAUUCUUCUUCUUCUUCGUCAUUGUCUCCUUCUGGCACUGCUGUUCGGAGUGGUAGGGGCAGAAGCAGAACCAGACGCACUCAUCCUCCACCUUCACCUUUGAUUAUCAAUUCACCUUCGUCAGCCUAAAUGUCGGUCAGUUUCUGAAGCAUAGGUGUUUAAGUUCUCAUAAUUGCAGACCAAAAAGAAGUAAAAUCAUCUUUGAAUUUUUUUUUUUCUGUUCCAUUCUUUUCUUGUGAUCUUAUAAUGCUAACACCUUCCUAAGAAGCUGUGUGCUGGUUUGCAGCAAAUAUCUGUACAUUUAUAUGGGAUUGUGUUUUUAUUUAUUCCUUUUUCUUUUUGGGGGAAGUUAUAGACAUUUUCCCAUCCAAAUUUUGUCCUAGUCUCUAGUCUUAACCUCAUUGUGGCGCUUAUUUCCUUGCAGCCAACUAAAAAGCCAUGUCAGCCUUUCAUUUUGCAUUUCUUGUAGCCACCAUUUGGAGUAUGUAAAUUGAAAUUAUGGCUGCUGUUCAAUGAAGAGGUUA